CCUGAUCAUUCGGGUGAUCUGCAAUCCACCUACCACCCACUCGAAUAAGUACGUACGUGUAGUAGAUUUAUCAAUUCACAAUCUACUCACAUCAAUCACCCACCCAUUUCGAUUCGAAUUAUUUGCCUGUGGAUCAGCAGAAGGAUUAACCACCAUGUGCCCAACCCCUACCUACAAGGCUACACAACCAUGUGGUGACAUUGAAUUCCCGCGUUAAAUUCCAAAACCAGAGCUGUGCCCUGCCGAUUAAAUUCCUUCCAUCCGUCCCUUUGUAUUUAUACCCGCAUCCGAUGCCUCCCCGAUCCAAACCAAAAAUACAUUCCCCUUCUUCUUUGUUUAGUUUCCUCCUCUCCUUCUUCCAAAGAGACCAUAAUAACAUGACGAAACGAGCCUCCAUUAUGCUUUCUCUAGCUCUAUUGCUCAUGGUUUCCCAACAUUACCCUGCUGCAACUGCAAGAGACGCCCCCAAGGAAAUCCCAUCAUCAUCAGCCGGGGCCGGCCUCGACGACCAAAAGAACUUCGUCGGUUUCGGUGGCGUCGGUGGGUUUGCCGGCGUUGGGGGUGCAGGUGGGCUGGGUGGAGCUGGCGGACUAGGUGGGCUUGGUGGCGAUGGGCUUGGAGGUGGCGAUGGGCUUGGUGGAGGACUGGGUGGUGGCGGUCUACCUGCCGGAGGUCUUGGUGGCGGCAUUGGCGGCCUCGGCGGAACGAUAGGCGGUGGAGGUCUCGGCAGCGGCAUUGGUGCUGGCAACGGUGGAGGCGGCUGCGUCGGUGGCGCCGACACUAACGUUGUUCAGCCCUGAUCGUGUUGUUUCUCGUGCACGGGAGGGCUCUUUUGUAGCUGCCAACUGCGGUAGUGGCGGUCAAACUUAGUUGCGUUGUAUUUUUCCUUUUUUUAAUCUGGUGCAUCUGUUUCUGUUUCGUAUCACUGAGUAAUAUGUGUUACGUUGGGCUUUUCUCGUGUUAAUUAAGCAUGUACUACUAUUUCACUUAUGUUAGUUUUUCCGUUCCUGGCAGUUCAUUCAAUUAUGUAUCCUUGUCAUGACUCGUUAACGAAGACUGACAUAUCAAAAGCUUUUUGUUUGUUUUUUUAAGGUCAAAGCUUAAAAAAAAUUGUUUUUUUACUAAUUAAUUAAGAAUUUUGUA
Molecule: messenger RNA, 1143 nt
Organism: Linum trigynum
Lineage: Eukaryota; Viridiplantae; Streptophyta; Magnoliopsida; Malpighiales; Linaceae
Source: the annotation of a GenBank genome assembly